AUGGGGCCUGAUAAGCGUGUGGGAGGGAGGAGGGCUCUGCUGCAGUCUGUCUCUGCGGUGCUAUUUGAGAUGUGUUGUCAAAACAGGACGUGCCUUGUGCUGCAUGGGCCUCGUUUCCAACUUUAUUUACAGAAUAACACCUCCUGGAAGCUGGAUUCUUGCCAAGACUGCCGAUGCCGGAGCGGCGUUGUCACCUGCGAGCCUACAGCCUGCAAAGCCCCUCAGUGUGACUUCCAGAAGGGAGAAGUGCUCCAAAUAGCCUCCAACAAGUGCUGCCCCGAGUGUGCCUCCCGAGCCGAAGGAUUUUGCCAGCACGAAGGACAGAUCCACAGUCAUGGCACGCAGUGGGCCAGCUCGGAAUGUGUCCAGUGCUCCUGUGCCCACGAGAAGGUGACCUGCAGCCCCAGGACCUGCCCACCCCUCACCUGUGGACAUGGGGAGCUGCAGGACACUGCCCAGGGCUCCUGCUGUCCCAGAUGUGUGGGCCGUGGUGAGCCUUGCUCCUUUGAUGGCCACGUGUUCCAGGACGGCGAGGGCUGGAGCCUGGGUCGGUGCUCCAGGUGUGUCUGCAGGGAUGGUGCAACUCAGUGCUCCACAGCUUCCUGCCAGCCUCUGCUCUGCAGCCAGGAGGAAGUCAUGGUUCUGCCUCCUGGAAAAUGCUGCCCAGAAUGUGUCCCCAAGCCCUGCUCGGUGUCGGGAAGAACGUUCCAGCACGGGGAGCAGUGGCAAAAAAAUGCCUGCACUACGUGUGUGUGUCAGAGGGGGGAAGUCAGGUGUCUGAGGGAGACCUGUGGCUCUGUCACCUGUGAGGAGGGGCAGAGCAAGGUGCAGCGCCCUGGGAAGUGCUGUGAGGAGUGUGUCUCUUCCAAAGGGAGCUGCUUGGAUGGUGGCACUGUCAGGUACCACGGAGAGAUGUGGAACAGCACCCGCUGUGACUUCUGCAUGUGCCAGGAGGGGCAAGUCACCUGCCAGGGAGCUGAGUGUGCCGAAGUGGAGUGUGCCAAGGGUGAAGAAUUAAUUCACUUAGAGGGGAAGUGCUGUCCUGAAUGUAUGUCCAGCCAUAGUGACUGUGUUUACAAAGAACAUGCCAAAGCUAACGGGCAGACCUGGGCAGAAGGGCCGUGCCGGGAGUGCCAGUGCCGGGACUCGGCGGUGACCUGCUUCCAGCGCUCCUGCCCGCCCUGCCCGCGGGGCAGCCGACCUCAGGAGGCCAAGGGAGACUGCUGCCCACGCUGCCAGCCAGGUGAGUGCCACCCAGACUGUGUGAGCUGCUCCCAGGCCUCUGAUCACUGUGACUCCUGCCGGGACCCCAGGAAGCGGCUGCAGGACGGGCGCUGCGUGGAGACGUGUGAACAGGGCUUCUACCAGCACGGGGGGGCCUGCUUGGCCUGCAAUGAAACCUGCUCAGCCUGCACCAAUGGAUUUGAGUGCUCCUCAUGCCAGGCACCCCUGCUGCUGAAAGACGGGCAGUGUGUGCCUUCCUGUGGGGAGGGCUAUGUCCAGGAUCAGCUCCUCUGCACAGCCUGUCACGAGUCCUGCUCCUCGUGCUGGGGAGCUGCUGAGAGCCACUGCCUAUCCUGCAAGGAUCCAUCACACGUGCUCCAAGCUGGGUUCUGCCUGGCCAGCUGUGGCCAGGGGUUCUACCCAAGGGAUGGUGUCUGCACUGCUUGUGGCCAGUUCUGCGAGAGGUGCUCUCCAGAGGCAGCCAGGUGUGUGAGCUGUGCUGCAGGGAAGCUGCUGCACCAGGGGCAGUGCCUCCCUCAGUGCCCACAGGGACAUUUCCCGAGCAGCAGUGGAAGGUGCACAGCUUGUCACGCUUCAUGUUCCACGUGCGAGGGACCUCUGGCCACUCACUGCACCUCCUGUUCCUUCCCUCUGGCACUGCGCCAGGGCCUGUGCCUGGAGAACUGUGGAGAGGGCUUUUACCAGGAUCACAACAUCUGCAAGGGUUGCCACCCGUCCUGCCGCUCCUGUGCUGGCCCGGGGGCUGCGCAGUGCCUGCGGUGCCAGGCGCCCGAGGACGUCCUGCAGCCUCACCCGCCCGGGGAAGGAGUUCUCCAUGGCCUUUGCCUCCCCCUCUGCCCAUCCCAUUUCCAUGUGGAUAGCACAGGAGUCUGCAGAGAGUGCCACUCCUCCUGUGCAGGCUGCGUGGGGAAUUCUUCCCAGGACUGCACUGCUUGCCUGGCUCCUGGUGUGCUGCUGGAGGGCAGGUGCCUCCCCUCGUGUCCUGAGGGGCUGUUCAGCCACAAGGACCGCUGCUCCCCCUGCCAUCCAUCCUGCAAGACAUGCCAUGGCCCCUCUGCUUGGGAAUGCUCAACCUGCCACCCCCAUGCCACCCUGGAUGGUGGGAAGUGCAGGACAGGCUGCAAGGAGGAGCAGUACCUCAGCUUGAUGGGCUACUGUGUGGACUGCCACCCCCUGUGCCAGCAGUGCGUGGCCAACCUGUGGGACAGCGGCAGCGUGUGCCUGAAGUGCCAACACGCCCGGCACCUGCUCCUGGGGGAUCGCUGCGUGCCGGACUGCCCGCCGGGACACUACACCCAGCACGGCGCCUGCAAACGGUGCCACCCUUCCUGUAAGAGCUGCACUGGCGAGGGUCCCUUGUCCUGCUCCUCCUGCAAGGCCGGCCUGGUUCUGUCCCACACGGGCGCGUGUGCUCCGCUCUGCUCCCUGGGAUACUACAGGGAUGACAGGCACACCUGCAGACCUUGCAGCAGGCAGUGCCGGAGCUGUGACUCGGCUGCCGGCUGCACGUCGUGCAGAGAUGCAGCCAAGGUGCUGCUCUUCGGGCAGUGCCAGAACGAGAGCUGUGCUCAGCAGUACUACCUGGAUUUUUCCACCAAGACUUGCAGAGAGUGUGACUGGAGCUGUAACACCUGCAAAGGUCCCCAGAGGACUGACUGCCUGCAGUGCACGGAAGGCCACUUCCUCCACGAAGGAGCUUGUGUGGAAGAAUGCCCUCCAGCUUUCUACCAGGAAUCAGACACGUGCCAGAGGUGUGAUCAGCCCUGCCUUCGGUGCCACCAAGCAGACAAGUGCAGCCUUUGCCCAGCCCCGUUCUUCCUCCUGGGCGGUGUUUGUGUUCCCAAAUGUGGGCAGAGAUAUUACACAGACGAGGCACAGCGUGAGUGCACAGCUUGUCCUCCUGGAUGCCUGGAGUGUGACAGUGGCAGCCUGUGCCACCUCUGUGACAGAACCACGUUUCUGAAGAAUAAGAUCUGUGUUUCUGCCUGUGGCCAGGGUUUCUAUGGCAAUCCACAGACCAGAGAGUGUGAAGAAGCCAGCAGGCAUCCCUGGAGCUCCCGAGUGAGCAGCACCCUCAGGGUGGGCAUCGGCGGGGUGCAGCCCCUGGAGCUGGCCUUGCUGGGCUGUGAUGGUGCCUCGGGGCAGCCGCUGUUCCAGGUGGACAGCAUUCCCUCCACCGGCCGGCUGGUGCUGCUGCAGGGCGGGCAGGAGGUGCCGCUGAGCCGCGGCCAGCGCUUCAGCUGCAGGGACCUGCGGGACAGGCGGGUCCGCUUCGUGCACAGCAGAGACCAGCCCAGGAAAGGACAGUUUUCCUUGAAGGUCAGUGACCAACAGUCAUUCUCCCACCUUGAGGUGAUCAACAUUCAAGCCUUCUCAACACAGGCACCCUACGUGUUCAGGAACGAGCCCCUCCUCGUUGGCAGGGGGGGAACCGGGACGAUAUCGGAGCUGGUGCUCGGCGUGGGGGACAGUGACAACCCUGAGGACGUGGUGCUGAUGGCCUUGGAGCCCCCACGGCACGGGAAGCUGCUCGAGCCCCCUGGGGACCCUGCCACCUUCCGCCUGGGUGACCUCGCGGGUGGGCGGCUGCGCUACGCCCACGACGGCUCCGACAGCCGGCAGGACGCGGCUCUUCUGCAAGUGAGCGACGGGUACCACUUCCAGAACAUCCUGCUCCACAUCAGGAUUGCUCCCGAGAGUGCCAGGAUUCCCCGGCUGGUGACCAAUUCCCUGGUGUGGGUGCCCCAGGGAGGCAUGCUGCAGAUCUCCAAAACAAUCCUGCACGCCGAGCUGCCGGGUGCCCGGGACUCUGACAUCACCUACACCAUCGCCGAGGAGCAGCCCAGACAUGGGGAAGUGGUGCUGCUGGUCCCGAUGCCGGCGGACGGCCCGGCGGACUCCUGGCAGCUUUUACCUGACGGAAGAGCGGCCUCACCCACCUCCUCCUUCACCCAGCAGGACAUCAGUGAUGGCAUCGUGUGGUACAGGCACUCGGGGGCUGAAGUGGAGAGUGACUCCUUCCAGUUCCAGGUGUCCAGCUCUGCCAGUCCACAAACCAGCCUGGAAAGCCACGUGUUCAACGUUGCUGUUCUGCCCCAGACACCCAAGGCCCCUCAGCUUUCCCUCGGCUCCUCUCUGCACAUGGCUGUGCUGGAGGACCGUGUGACAGUGAUUGAGCCCCAUCACCUCUCCUUUGUAGACCCGGAGGUUCCCAGUGAGAAAAUCCUGUACAACGUGACUGUGCCUCUCCUUCCUGGGCAAGGAAUCGUGGAGCACAAGGACAGGCCUCUGUCCCCAGCCAGGUACUUCACCCAGGCUGACAUAAACCACGGCAGGAUUGCUUAUCGUCCGCCGACCGCCGCUCCUCACCUCAGGGAGAUCAUGGCCUUCUCCUUCGCAGGUCUCCCGGAGUCCGUGAGCUUCCGAUUCACAGUGUCUGGUGGGGAGCACACGAGCCCGGAGAUGGUGUUUGUCAUCCACCUGCUCUCCGCUGAGCAGCAGCCUCCGGUCUUCCAGAUCGCAGCUCCCUUCCUGGAGGUCAGCCAGGGGGGCAGAGCCACCAUCGGGAUCCAGUUGGCUGUAAGUGACACAGAUACAGCUCCUGAGGGUCUUUUCUUUGAGCUGGUGAAACCUCCCCAUCAUGGCAUUGUGCUCAAGUACAGCGCAGAUGUGCAGGAGCUCAUGAGAGCAGGUGACAGCUUCACCUACGAGGACGUCACCCGGAACGCUCUGCAGUAUGUGCACGAUGGCUCAGCAGCAGCAGAGGACAGCAUGGAAAUCUCUGUCACGGAUGGUGUCACCACAGUCACCACGGUGCUGAGGGUGGAUGUGUCCCAGCUGGACACCCACGGCCCACAGCUGGCCCCGGGCUGCUUGCUGGCCGUCACCGUGGCCAGCAAAAGCUCUGUGACCCUCUCCCGACAGCACCUCGCUUACACGGACAACAACUCUCCCGACUCAGAGAUCAGAAUCCAGCUGAUAUCUCUGCCAGCCUAUGGAACCCUCCUAAGGAUGUCAGGCUCCCACAAUGAAGAGCUUUCCAAGGUUUACAAUUUCACCAUGGAAGACAUCAACAGCCAGAGAAUCAGCUACUCCACCACGUUUGAGACCAGCAAUCAGCCCGUGACCGACAUCUUCCACUUCUCUGUGCUGGAUGCCGACAACAACCGGCUGGACAGGCAGAUGUUCACUGUCACCAUCGCCUCUGCCCCGGCACUGCCCGCCCUCAUCGCCUUCGCUGACCAUGUCACCGUGGAUGAGGGGGGCAGGGUCCCGCUGCUGGCUCAUCACCACUUCACUGCUGACUAUGAUACUGCUGCCAAGGAGGACCUGAGGGUCACCGUGGUCACUCUGCCUGUGUAUGGCUACAUCGAGAACACCAGGACAGGUGAGAGCUUUGGCCCACAGAGUGAGGCUGCGGGGACCACAGACGCAUCCUUUUCCCUUCAAGAUGUCCUGGAGAAGAGCAUUUACUACUUCCAGAGUGUCCAUGAAAGCAUUGAGCCCACAAGUGAUGUUUUCAGCUUCUAUGUGAGUGACGGCUUCAGCCAGUCAGAGGUGCAGAGCAUCAACAUCACAAUCCAGCGGCAGAACGACGAGCCCCCCCGGAUGGUUCUGGAGCCUGUGCGGGUGCAGGGGGGCUCAGCCGUGGUUGUUACCAACGCCUCCCUCAGCCUGCAGGACUUGGACACCCAGAGCAGCGAGCUGGUCAUCGUGGUCAGCCAAAGUCCUGAGCAUGGCCAGCUCCGCAGAAGGCAGAGCGCGGCGGAGGCCCUGGAGCAGGGCCGGGUGCUGUCCAGGGGCUCCUCCUUCACCUACCAGGACGUCCUGGACGAGCUGAUCGUUUACACUCGGAGCGGGGCCGCAGCACAGACGGACGAGUUCAGCUUCUCCCUCACGGACGGGCUCCACACACAGGCAGGGAAGCUGGAAUUCUCCAUGGAGCUGCCCAGGAAGCAGCCACCCACGGUAGCUGUCAACAGGGACCUGCAGCUCCCAGCUGGCUCUGCAGCUCGGCUCACGGCUCAGCACCUGAAAGCAGCAGCUGGACCUUCAGGGGACACGGCCAUCAGAUUUGUCCUGAGGAGGGACCCCAGCAAGGGCCAGCUGCAGCUGACCACAGCUGAUAGUCCAGUCCAGAUCUCUGCCAAAGGACCCCUGAGAAGUUUCACCCAGGCUGAUAUAAACAAAGGGCAUGUGGUGUACAGCCACGGGAAAGGGGAUCCUGGCGGAAACUUCCCCUUCACCUUUGAUGUGAUGGAUGCAGAUGGUAACAAACUGAUGGACCAAGUUUUUCACAUCCAUGUCAUGGAGGACAGGUUUGCCCCCUCCAUCAUCACCAACAAGGGGCUGGUGUUGGAUGAGAACUCGGCGAAGGCCAUCACGACCCUCCAGCUCUCGGCCACUGACCAGGAGAGCGAGGCCUCCCAGCUGCAGUACAAGGUCACCCGGCAGCCACAGCUGGGCCACCUGGAGCACGUGGCCUCCCCAGGGACAAGAAUUAGUUCCUUCAGCCAGGCAGACCUGGCCUCUGGCAGCAUCCAGUACAUCCACACCAGUGACACGGAAAAGCACAGGGACGCCUUCACCUUCUCUGUGUCUGACGGGACAAACGAGGUGAGCCAGACAUUUGACAUCACCAUAAACCCCGUGGAUGACUCCUUACCCGUGGUGCAAAUCUUUGGGAUGAUGGUUCAGGAAGGGGUGAGAAAAACCAUCACCGAGUUUGAGCUCAAAGCAACAGAUGCUGACACAGAGGUGGAGUCCAUCACGUUCAGGGUGGUGCAGCCGCCCCGGCACGGGCUGAUCGAGCGCGGCGGCCCUGGGCAGCGUCCCCUCCAGACCAGCACCUUCACCAUGGGUGACAUCUACCAGAACCUCAUCAGCUACAGCCACGACGGCAGCGGCGCGCUCAGGGACCGCUUCACCUUCACUGUGUCCGACGGCACCAACCCCCUCUUCGUGGUGCAGGAGGGCGGGAGGAAGGUCGUGACCGCAGCACCGCAGCGCUUCCAGGUGGACAUUCUCCCUGUGGAUGAUGGGACACCCAGGGUUGUCACCAACCUGGGCCUGCAGUGGCUGGAGUACACAGAUGGCAAGGCCACCAAUCUCAUCACUAAGAAGGAAUUACUGACAACAGAUCCUGACACAGAUGACAAACAGCUGAUCUAUGAGAUAACAACCGGUCCCAGAAAUGGUCAUGUGGAGAACAAGCUGAAGCCAGGGACAGCUGUGACCACCUUUACACAGGAGGAUGUGAACCAGGGCCUCAUUCGGUACGUGAUGCACAAGGAGAAGGUUCAGGAGACCAUGGACAGCUUCCAAUUCCUGGUGAAAGACGGCAAACCCAACGUGGUCAGCGGCAACGUCUUCCAUGUCCAGUGGUCCCUCCUCAGCUUUACGCACACCAGCUACAAGGUCCGGGAGAGCGCUGGCUCCGUGAGCGUCACCGUGAGGCGGGUGGGGAACCUCAACCAGUACAGCAUCGUCCUGUGCCGCACCGAGCCGGGAACAGCCGCCGCUGGAGCUGGAUCACGGCCCGGAGAGCAGGACUACGUGGAGUAUGCGGGGCAGGUGCAGUUCGAGGAGCGGGAGGACACCAAGGCCUGCACCAUCGCCAUCAACGACGACGACGUGUUCGAGGGCACGGAGAGCUUUUCCGUGGAGCUCAGCAUGCCGGCCUACGCCCUGCUGGGCAACGUCACCCGGGCCACCGUCACCAUCGCGGACCCCGAGGACGAGCCCACGCUGCAGUUCGACAGGAGCACGUUCCACGUCAGCGAGAGUGCCGGCUUCCUCUCGGCUCCUGUGCAAAGGAAAGGGGAUGCCAGCAGCACUGUGUCUGCCAUCUGCUACACCAUCCCCAAAUCAGCCAGAGGCAGCAGCCUUUACAUGCUGGAAUCCGGCUCUGACUUCAAGUCCCGGGGGCUGUCGGAUGAGAACCGCCUCAUUUUGGGGCCGGGUGUCACCGUGGUGACCUGUGAUGUCACGCUGGUCGAUGACAGCGAAUAUGAAGAGGAAGAGGAGUUUGAGGUGGUGCUGGCCGACGCCUCGGACAACGCCCGCCUUGGCAGCCGGGCUUCAGCCAACGUGGUCAUCGCCGGCCCCAACGACGCCUCCACGGUGUUCCUGGGGAAUGCCACCUUUACUGUCAGCGAGGCUGCGGGACACAUUGAGAUCCCAGUGCUCCGGCAGGGACCUGACCUCUCCACGCCCAUGUCGGUGUGGUGUGCCACUCGGACAUCAGACCCGCCCUCGGCCAGCCCAGGAGUUGAUUAUGUCCCCAGCUCCAGGAAAAUAGAGUUCAGGCCAGGCAAGACAGAAGAGUUCUGCCCCCUGACAAUCCUGGAUGAUGCUCAGUACCCAGUGAUAGAAGGGCUGGAGACAUUUGUUGUUUACCUCAGCUCCCCCCACGGAGCCGAGCUGGCGAAGCCGUUCCAAGCCAUCGUGGCCAUUAAUGACAUCUUCCAAGACGUGCCCAGCAUGCAGUUCACCAAGGACACCUACACGGCCAAGGAGAAGGAGGGGACCCUGCACAUCCCCAUCUUCCGCACGGGGGACCUGAGCUACGAGUCCUCCGUCAGGUGCUACACCCGGAGCCAGACAGCACAGGUCAUGGAGGACUUCACGGAGAGGAGGGACACAGAGGAGUCUCGCAUCACUUUCCUCAAAGGGGAGAAGGUGAAGAACUGCAGUGUUCACAUCAGUGACGACUCUGCCUUCGAACCAGAAGAGCAGUUCCAGGUCUAUUUGGGAAGCCCCCUUGGAAACCAUUGGAGUGGAGCUAGGAUUGGGAAGAUGGACAUGGUAACCAUAACUGUCACCAACGACGAAGAUGCUCCCACCAUCGAGUUCGAGGAGGCGGCGUACCAGGUGCGGGAGCCGGCGGGCCCCGAGGCGGUGGCCGUGUUGGCCAUCCCGGUGCUGCGCCGCGGCGACCGCAACAGGACCUCCAAGGUGCGCUGCAGCACCCGCGACGGCUCCGCGCAGGCCGGCCUGGAUUACUACCCCAAGAGCCGCAUGCUCAAGUUCAGCCCAGGUGUGGCCCACAUCAUGUUCAAGGUGGAGAUCAUGUCCAACGAAGACCGGGAAUGGCACGAGUCCUUUUCUCUGGUGCUGGGCCCAGAUGAUCCGGUGGAAGCAGUUCUUGGAGACAUCAGCACUGCCACAGUGACUAUUUUGGAUCAGGAGGCAGCAGGGAGCCUGAUUCUCCCAGCACCUCCCGUGGUCGUCACCCUGGCUGACUAUGACCGCGUGGAAGAAGUGACCAAGGAGGGUGCUAAGAAAUCCCCCUCCCCAGGCUACCCCCUCAUCUGUGUCACCCCCUGUGACCCUCACUUCCCCAAGUACGCCCUGAUGAAGGAGCGCUGCGGCGAGGCCGGCAUCAACCAGUCUUCCAUACAGUUCAGCUGGGAAGUGGCCGCCCCCACGGACGGGAACGGAGCCCGGUCGCCUUUCGAGACCAUCACGGACAACACCCCCUUCACCAGCGUCAACCACAAGGUGCUGGACAGCAUCUACUUCAGCCGGCGGUUCCACGUGCGCUGCGUGGCCAAGGCUGUGGACAAGGCCGGCCACGUGGGGACCCCCCUGAGGAGCAACGUGGUGACCAUCGGCACAGACAGUGCCAUCUGUCACACGCCUGUGGUGGCAGGCACGGCCCGAGGGUUCCAGGCACAGUCCUUCAUUGCCACGCUCAAGUACCUGGAUGUGAAGCACAAGGAGCAUCCCAACAGGAUCCACAUCUCGGUGCAGAUCCCCCACCAGGAUGGGAUGCUGCCCCUCAUCUCCACGCUGCCGCUGCACAACCUUCAUUUCCUCCUCUCCGAGUCCAUCUACAGGCACCAGCACGUCUGCUCCAACCUGGUCACUGUCAGGGACCUCAGAGGCAUCUCAGAGGCAGGGUUCCUGGAUGAGGUGACCCAGGACAGCUCCGUGCUGGGCCCGGGCUACGACCGCCCCUACCAGCUGGACCCCACGGUGAGGGAGACCAAGAGCAUCCAGCUGUACCAGCACCUCAACCUCAAGAGCUGCAUCUGGACCUUCGACGCCUUUUACGACAUGACCGAAUUAAUUGACGUCUGUGGAGGCUCUGUCACCGCUGACUUCCAGGUAAGGGACUCUGCCCAGUCCUUCCUGACAGUCCACGUCCCUCUCUACGUGUCCUACAUCUACGUGACGGCACCGAGGGGCUGGGCUUCCCUGGAGCACCACACGGAGAUGGAGUUCUCCUUCUUCUACGACACCGUUCUCUGGAGGACAGGGAUCCAGACGGACAGCGUGCUCUCGGCCCGGCUGCAGAUAAUCCGCAUCUACAUCCGCGACGACGGCCGGCUGGUCAUCGAGUUCAGGACACAGGCCAAGUUCAGAGGGCUGUUUGUCAUGGAGCACCACAGCCUGCCAGAUGUCAGGUCCUCCUUGAUGACUCCUGAGCACCUGGGAGGGAUCGAAUUUGACCUGCAGCUGCUGUGGAGUGCUCAGACUUUUGACUCCCCCUACCAGCUCUGGAGAGCAACCAGCUCCUACAACAGGAAGGAUUACUCUGGAGAAUACACCAUCUUCCUGAUCCCCUGCACGGUGCAGCCCACGCAGCCGUGGGCAGAGCCUGGAGACAAGCCCCUGCCCUGCACGGCUCACGCUCCUGAGCGGUUUUUGAUCCCCAUUGCCUUCCAGCAGACAAACCGCCCAGUUCCAGUUGUUUACUCCCUGAACACAGAGUUUCAGCUCUGCAACAACGAGAAGGUUUUUCUCAUGGACCCCACCAAAUCUGAAAUGUCUCUGGCAGAAAUGGAUUACAAAGGGGCUUUUUCCAAAGGGCAAAUCCUGUACGGGCGUGUGCUCUGGCACCCGGAACAAAACCUCAACGCUGCUUACAAGCUGCAGCUGGAGAAGGUCUACCUGUGCACAGGCAGGGAUGGCUACGUGCCCUUCUUCGACCCCACGGGCACCGUCUACAACGAGGGGCCCCAGUACGGCUGCAUCCAGCCCAACAAGUACCUGAAACACCGAUUCCUCCUGCUGGACCGAAACCAGCCGGAAGUGACGGAUAAGUAUUUCCACGAUGUGCCUUUUGACGCCCACUUUGCUUCUGAGCUGUCUGAAUUCCACUCGGUGAGCAGCAUGCCUGGAGUUGAUGGAUUUACUCUCAAGGUGGAUGCUCUCUACAAGGUGGAAGCUGGACACCAGUGGUACCUGCAGGUGAUCUACGUGAUCGGCCCGGAGGGCACGGCCGGGCCCCGUGUGCAGCGCUCCCUGGCUCGCCGCUGGCAGCGCGGCCGCAGGGACCUGCCCGAGGGCGCCGGGAGGCCGGAGCUGGAUGACUCCCUCGUCUACGACAACGAGGGCGACCAGCUCAAGAACGGCACCAACAUGAAAUCGCUGCUCUUGGAGAAGGAGGAAGCUGCCACCGCAGCCUCCCUGUCCCAAGCGGGCGCUUCCCUGGGCAGCGCCUUCGCCGCCCUCACGCUGCUGCUGCUGGUGCUGUGCGGGAUUUGCCUCCUGGCCAGGGAGUGCAGGAAGCUGCGGAGGAAGCGGGAGGCUGCCAGGGGCGCUCCCGAGGAGCAUCCCUUGAACACCAAGGUGGAGCUGCCCCGGGGCGCCCCGCAGGCCGUGGGCAGCCGGUGUUGCACCGUCAGGAACGUUCAUCCCCCGAGGGACUUGGGCGGCGUCUGCCAGGGGCAGGGCAGGAAGGUGAAGCAGGUGAACUUGGAAGUCAAAGUCCACAGCAAUUUGCACGACGGCACGGAAGUUUAACGGAGCACUCGCGUUGGGAAAAGCUUUUUAUAAACUGUAAAAUAAAGAUAAUCCCAAACUGAAAA
Molecule: messenger RNA, 12062 nt
Organism: Taeniopygia guttata (zebra finch)
Lineage: Eukaryota; Metazoa; Chordata; Aves; Passeriformes; Estrildidae
Gene: FRAS1
Product: Fraser extracellular matrix complex subunit 1
Biological process (GO): anatomical structure morphogenesis; cell communication; homophilic cell-cell adhesion
Cellular component (GO): membrane
Molecular function (GO): protein binding; calcium ion binding
Source: RefSeq, a predicted model, not a curated record